Molecule: messenger RNA, 599 nt
Organism: Ruditapes philippinarum (Manila clam)
Lineage: Eukaryota; Metazoa; Mollusca; Bivalvia; Venerida; Veneridae
Exons: 3
Coding region: 78-599 (173 amino acids)
Source: RefSeq, a predicted model, not a curated record
UUAUCACUGCACUUGUUAAUAAUAUUGAGAAAAGGUUUCCAGAUACUGAUCUUCUAUCCUCAUUUGGGGUACUCUCAAUGAGGCCCAUCACACUACUGUCAGAUGUUGAACUGAAAACCUGGGGUGAUGAAAAAAUAGACAUUCUGGUCAAUCAUUUUGGAGAGGAGAAAAGUCACAAAUGGAAGGUUGAUGGGGUGCAGCACACUAAGACCAGCUCUCCAAUCAUAGAUCCAGAUGCAACAAAAAAUGAAUGGAAACAGAUUAAGAUACUUGUUAAAGCAGAAAUGUAUCCCCGUGAUGAUCUCUUUAAACUGUGGCAUCUUAUAAAUAAGUUUCAUGGUGAACAGUUCCCUAACCUUUUGAUAUUGGCCAGUCUUUCGUGGACGAUGUUUCAAAAUUCCAAAAUGUACCAGUUGAAAGAUGUUAUUAGAGGAGCUCAAUGGCUUCAUCCUGAGGUUAGAGAUCAGGAUCAUGCACAAGUGUUGUUGAUUGUCCAUAACAAUGUUUUUUCCUCAAUCAUUGAUAAAGAUGUUUCCUCUAUCCUUCAUGAAUGGAAAAUAUAUAGAGCAGAAGAUGUCCCUGAAGCUGAGAUUCAUUAA